GCAGUAUCGCUAACUCGACAUCUUGGCGGUGGCGGCUUUUUGGAUCCCUCCUUCCAGGGUGCAGGCGGGAUUCGAUCCCAGGUCUCCGCUAGAACUAGCCAGAAACUUUACCAGCUAGCACCCUAACCAGGUUAUUUGGGAACUCGGCUGUUUCGAAUGGUCUUCGUAGUACUAGUAGUUCACAUACAGAUCUCUAACGACGUUUCGAUAAUCCUGGUUUAAUAUAUAUGAUGGUUUAAAGCUUCUCUAUCGAUUGCCAUGGCCGCCCCGUUCUUCUCAACGCCUUUCCAGCCUUAUGUUUAUCAGAGUCCACAAGCAUCUGUGACACCUUUUCAGAUUUUGGGAGGUGAAGCUCAGAUAGUUCAGAUCAUGCUAAAACCACAUGAGAAGGUUAUUGCAAAGCCUGGUUCCAUGUGCUAUACAUCAGGGUCCAUCCAGAUGGAAAAUGUUUACCUCCCAGAAAAUGAAGGAGGUAUGUGGCAAUGGUUUUUUGGAAGAAGUGUGACUAGUGUAUUUCUUCUCAAUCCUGGUCCAAAUGAUGGAUUUGUUGGAAUAGCUGCACCUUCUCUUGCGAGGAUACUACCGAUUGAUCUGGCAAUGUUAGGUGGCGAAAUUUUAUGCCAGCCAGAUGCGUUUCUUUGCUCGGUCAAUGAUGUGACUGUAACUAACUCUGUUGAUCAUAGACCCCGUAAUGUUGUUGCUGGUCCAGAGGGAAUACUGAGACAGAAGCUGUCUGGCCAAGGGCUUGCUUUCAUAGUUGCUGGUGGAUCUGUUGUACAGAAAAAUCUUGAUGUUGGUGAAGUACUGGUUGUUGAUGCCUCUUGUAUUGUUGCCAUGUCUGCUACCAUCAAUUUCCAAGUCAAAUUCUCUGGCCCAGUGAGGCGCGCGGUAUUCGGGGGUGACAACCUAGUAACAGCUGUUCUGACAGGACCUGGCAUAGUCUUCCUUCAGAGUCUGCCCUUCUACCGUUUUUCUCAACGUGUUGCAAGAGCGGUAACAUCACCAAACAUGAGGGAAAAUCCAAAAUUCUUCAUCCAGAUAGCAAUUUUCUUCUUUCUAGCAUAUGUUAUGAUUGUCUCAUCAUUGAUCUUGACAGACGUCUGAACUGUUUUUCCCGUUUUCUCUCUGUCCUUUUCCCCAUUCAACGCAUAUUGUUUUGCAUAUCUCCUUAGUUGUCAUGUGGCAAUUUCUUUUAUUUUCAUACUAAAGUAGAUAAACCAACUAACCAUGAUGAUUAAAAUCAUCAAUGGUCAGGUCUGAAGUGUUCAAAUUUAGUGAAAAGUGGUUAUGUUUGUACUGUAACAGCAAUUUUUAGAGGAAGUAGAUCUGCUAUCAGCAAAACCAGUGUCAUUUAACAGGCUCUGAUGGAUCUUGAAUCGUGAAAUAGAAGAACUAUCUUCUGACCAGUAA
Molecule: messenger RNA, 1410 nt
Organism: Nelumbo nucifera (sacred lotus)
Lineage: Eukaryota; Viridiplantae; Streptophyta; Magnoliopsida; Proteales; Nelumbonaceae
Source: RefSeq, a predicted model, not a curated record